GCGGCGAUAUUUUUGUUGUACGGGUGUGCCACAAGUUGCUCUGCAGUUUCUUUGAGACACCUGCCCGGCAGUUUACAAAAAAAAAAAAAGGUGAGCGGAAUGGAUCGCCGUCGGGUCGGUCUGACCCUCGUGCUGUUGUUACUGGCGGACUCGGCAAAUGGCCAAGACACUCCGGCAUGUGGAGGUUUGCUGUCGGCUCCCCCCGGAGGUACUGUGACAUCACCAAACUACCCCGGUAACUACCCCAACUCUGCAAACUGUCAGUGGACGAUCACCGUGCCAGAAGGAAGCCUAGUUCUUCUCACGUUUGACAGCUUCCAAACUCAACAAUAUACGGACACCUUAAGCAUUUACAAUGGAGGCAGUGACAGUGCUCCAGAACUGCAGAGCAUUUCAGGUGACACCAUACCAGGCCCCAUCACCGGUACAACUAAUCAGAUGUUCCUGACCUUUACACCUCGCGGGUCUUCUACGGCUCAGGGGUUCCGGUUCUCCUACACAGCCACAGACACUCCGGCAUGUGGAGGUUUGCUGUCGGCUCCCCUUGGAGGUACUGUGACAUCACCGAACUACCCCGAUAACUACCCCAACUAUGCGACUUGUCACUGGACGAUCACCGUGCCAGAAGGACGCCUAGUUCUUCUCACGUUUGACAGCUUCCAAACUGAAAGUUUUACGGACUAUGUUCACAUUUACAAUGGAGGCAGUGACAGUGCUCUACUACUGCAGAGGUUUACAGGUAACACCAUACCAGGCCCCAUCACCGGUACAACUAAUCAGAUGUUCCUGAGGUUUACAUCUGACGGGUCUUUUACGUAUCCGGGGUUCCGGUUCUCCUACACAGCCACAGACACUCCGGCAUGUGGAGGUUUGCUGUCGGCUCCCCCUGGAGGUACUGUGACAUCACCGAACUACCCCGAUAACUACCCCAACUAUGCGACUUGUCACUGGACGAUCACCGUGCCAGAAGGACGCCUAGUUCUUCUCACGUUUGACGCUAGCGUCCAGAUUGAGAGCCGAAAUGAUUUCUUACGCAUAUUCGAUGGAGACAUUGACAGUCAUCUACGAUCGUGGAGCUUCUCUGGUGAAUUCAUACCAGACCCCAUCAUCAGCACAUCUAAUCAGAUGCUCCUGCUUUUUACAUCUGACGAUUCUGAAGCGUAUUCGGGGUUCCAGGCCUCCUACACAGCGGCAGUUGAUAGAUGUGCUGAUGGAUCCCACAACUGCGGCCCUCAAGAAACCUGUUACAACACUGCCGACAGUUUCACUUGCACCGUUUGUCAGGAUCCGCUGGGGAUGCAGUCUGGUGCCAUACCUGAUGGCAGCAUCACUGCAUCUUCGUCUUUCUCCGGCCAGAAAUACCAGCCCUCUACGGCCCGGCUUGACGGAGCAUACGGCUGGGGAACCUCAAAUUCAGCAGUUGAAGAGUGGUUACAGGUUGAUUUAGGAGAGAUAAAGAAAGUCACCGGCACCAUUACGCAGGGAGUCGUCGGUGGAGUUUGGGUGAAAUCAUACAAACUCCAGCACAGCACGGAUGGGGCCAGCUGGACAACAUACGCCAACAGUGAAGGCACAGAGAAGGUUUUCAUAGGCAACACGGACUAUUACACACCUGUAACAAACUUACUGGACAACGCCGUUGAAGCCCGUUAUGUUCGCUUUCUGCCUCAGACCUGGCAACAUUACAUGUCCAUGCGGGCAGAAAUCUUAGGAUGCAACAUCCGUGUAGAUGAAUGUGCAGAUGGAAACAACAACUGCAGCCCCCAAGCCACCUGCUCGGACACACCCGAAAGCUUCACAUGCACUUGUAAUCCUGGGUACAUUGGCAACGGUGUCACCUGUACGGCUUGCUCCGCUCUCUACCCUGGACUCAACCCUUCCCACAACUUCGGCGUGUAUCAGAACCAGUGCUUCUGGUCCGGCUCCUUCCGUACUCCACGGCUGAACUACAUGGCGGCCAAACAAGCCUGCCAGGAUGAGGGCGGCACUCUGGCCAUGAUUAAGGACGAAGCAACCCAAACCUUCCUGCGUGCCCAUCUGAGGAGCACCAGCGGCCAUAGACAGAGAUGCAGUGGAGUCUGGUCAGCUUUUUGCAGCAUCAGCAACCUUUGA
Molecule: messenger RNA, 2112 nt
Organism: Branchiostoma floridae (Florida lancelet)
Lineage: Eukaryota; Metazoa; Chordata; Leptocardii; Amphioxiformes; Branchiostomatidae
Product: tolloid-like protein 2
Exons: 16
Coding region: 100-2112 (670 amino acids)
Molecular function (GO): calcium ion binding
Source: RefSeq, a predicted model, not a curated record